Molecule: messenger RNA, 2309 nt
Organism: Oncorhynchus nerka (sockeye salmon)
Lineage: Eukaryota; Metazoa; Chordata; Actinopteri; Salmoniformes; Salmonidae
Product: chymase-like
Exons: 2
Coding region: 1478-1843 (121 amino acids)
Biological process (GO): proteolysis
Molecular function (GO): serine-type endopeptidase activity
Source: RefSeq, a predicted model, not a curated record
GGAUCGAAUCCCAGAGCUGACAAGGUAAAAAUCUGUGAUUCUGUCCUUGAGCAAGGCAGUUAACCCACUGUUCCUGGGUGCCAAAGAUGUGGAUGUCAUUUAAGGCAGCCCCUCGCACCUCUCGGAUUAAGAGGGGUUGGGUUAAAUGCAGAAGACACAUUUCAGUUGAAGGAUUGAGGGAAAGAUGAAUGAAGCAAGGCACAGAGAGAUCCUUGAUGAAAACCUGCUCCAGAGCACUCAGGACCUCAGACUGGGUCGAAGGUUCACCUUCCAACAAGAUAAUGACCUUAAGCACACAGCCAAGACAAUGCAGGAGUAGCUUUGGGACAAGUCUCUGAGUGGCCCAGCCAGAGCCUGGACUUGAACCCGAUCGAGCAUCUCUGCAGAGACCUGAAAAUAGUUGUGCAGCGAGGAUCAAGCUUGACAGGAUCUGCAGAGGAGAAUGGGAGAUACUCCCCAAAUACAAGUGUGCCAAGUUUGUAGUUUUUUACCCAAGAAGACUCUAGUCUGUAAUCAUUGCUAAAAGUGCUUCAACAAAGUACAGAAUAAAGGGUCUGAAUACUUAUGUAAAUAUGCUAGCCUUUUAUAGUUAAUACAUUUGCAAAAACAAACAUAUAUAUUGUUUUGCUUUGUCAUUAUGGGAUAGUGUGUAGAUUGAUGAGGCGAAACAAACUAUUUCAUCCAUUUUAGAAUAAGACUUACGUAACAAAAUGUGAAAAAAGUCUGAAUACUUUCCGAAUGCACUGUAAGUCCCUUGUCUGUUCCACUUUGUUCUGAGUCUCUUCUGGCAGAGGCAUUGGGUUGUCCACAGGUGUGUCCUGUUUGUGGUCAACUGUGUGUUCUGCAGGUUCUACAUCAGCACUUUCAGUUUUUUGCUCGAUACGCCCAUGACGGUAUUUCAUAUCUGUAGAAUUCAUUGUCGUUGUCCCGUUCGAGUUCUUCCAUUUGUCCAUUACUUUUGUUUGUUCCUCUUUUCUUUGGCUUGGAGUUUUGCUGUGUUUAAACUUCAAUGGGCAAGUGGUCCUUUUCUUUUUUUCCACAUUAAAUCAAUUUGUCAAGUCUGAAUAGGGCCUAGGGAGAAUAUAAUUCUGUGGAAGUCUACCUUUAUUUUUCAGUGCUUUGUUUAGACAGAUUAGAAAUAGCAGGAGACAGAGAAGGAGUGAAAGUGGGACAGGCAGAAGCAGGAACUGAACCCCUGACUUCUGGGGCAGUAAGAUGGCCAAUUUCUUUGGAAUUUUACCUACUCAAUCAUACAGCCACGUAUCGUGUGAGGAACUUGGGCCCCCAUAGUGAUUCAAUCCAUCAGAACCACCAAGAGCUUGCCGCCUGGUCAAACUGAGCAAUCGGGGGAGAAGGGCCUUGGUCAGGGACGUGACCAAGAACCCGAUGGUCACUCUGAAGAAGCUCCAGAGUUCCUCUGCAGAGACAAUGCUCAGCAAGUAGACUGUUGUUUUCUCUUCACAGAGGUGUGAAUCUGAUGGUUGUGGUUGGUGCUCAUGACAUUUCAAGGCAGGAAAGCUCUGCUUGCAAGAUUGAUGUGAAAUAUUACCACAUACAUCCUGAUUACAACUCUGAGACAUUUCAGAACGACAUUAUGCUGUUGCAGGUUCAUGACAGUGGAAGAAUGCACACAUGUCAGAAUAGAAAUGACUUGAUUUGCAGAGUAACUGUUUUUAACCAAGUAUUACAGGGAGAUUCAGACGGUCCUCUGGUGUGUAAGGGGACAGCAGUGAGAGUUGUGUCCUUCAAUGAAAAAGGAAACUGUGACAAUCCCAAGGAGCCCAAAGUCUACACAAAAGUGGCCAAGUACCUCUCCUGGAUCAAGUGUAUCAUAAAGUAUUAAGGAACCAAAUGGAGACAUUUGUAAUUAAUAAAAUGUAAUUUAUCAAACAGAAAAGACCAUCAGUCCUAAAAUAAACUCAGUGCUGUGUGUUAGCGUGAGUGUGUGAGAAGUAUUUGAAUGUGCUUGUAAGAGAGAGUGUCUAUGCAUGCACGUGAGUGUGUCUUUUCCAUCUUUCACUUCAGACCAAGGGUAUGUGCAAUUAUAAUGAUGACUUAGCUCUUUAAGCCAACAAGUAUACAUCUUUGGAAAGAUAGCUCCUCUUACAUCUUCAGCUGUCUUCAUCAAACUCCACCACACGUGGAAACUUGUGGUCAAGACAACAAAGUAACUCUGGUUUCAUGAAGGCGACACAAUGCUUUGAAACCACACCACAGUUUCAGGUCUCAGACCAGAGGACAUGAUCUGUCUGUCUGUCUUCCAGUCUGCCUCUCCGCCUGCUUGCCUGUCUGUCACUCAGAGGGGAUGC